AACGGGUACAAAAAAAAUAUAUAUCAAAAUGGUUGAAUAGUUAAGGAUAUAAGCUAGAAUUAACCUAGUAAAAACUAUUAGAUUAUUAUAUCAAUAUGGCCUCCGAAGGUAUUACUGAAAUCGAUACUAACUUAAUUGAAACUAACUAUGACAAUGUUGUCUAUAAGUUUGAUGAUUUAAACUUGAAACAAAAUAUUGUUAGAGGUAUUUUCGGUUAUGGUUAUGAAAAUCCAUCUGCUAUUCAACAAAGAGCUAUUUUACCAAUUACUGAAGGUCGUGAUGUUUUAGCUCAAGCUCAAUCUGGUACUGGUAAAACUGCCACUUUCACUAUUUCUGCUUUACAAAGAAUUGAUGAAAAUCAAAAGGCUACUCAAGCUUUAAUUUUAGCUCCAACUAGAGAAUUAGCUUUACAAAUUAAAAAUGUUAUUACUUCUAUUGGUUUAUAUUUAAAGGUAACUGUUCAUGCUUCUAUUGGUGGUACUCCAUUAAAUGAAGAUAUUGAAGCCUUUAGAUCUGGUGUACAAAUUGUUGUUGGUACUCCAGGUAGAGUUCUCGAUAUGAUUGAAAGAAGAUUCUUUAAAACUGAUCAAGUUAAGAUGUUUAUCUUAGAUGAAGCCGAUGAAAUGUUAUCAUCUGGUUUUAAAGAACAAAUCUAUAACAUUUUCCGUUUAUUACCAGAAACUACUCAAGUUGUUUUAUUAUCUGCUACUAUGCCUCAAGAUGUUUUAGAAGUUACUACUAAAUUUAUGAAUAACCCAGUUAGAAUCUUAGUUAAAAAAGAUGAAUUAACUUUAGAAGGUAUUAAACAAUUCUAUAUUAAUGUUGAAUUAGAAGAUUAUAAAUUUGAUUGUUUAUGUGAUUUAUAUGAUUCUAUCUCUGUCACUCAAGCUGUUAUUUUCUGUAACACUAGAUCUAAAGUUGAAUCUUUAACUAAUAAAUUAAAGGGUGAAAACUUUACUGUUUCUGCCAUUCAUGCUGAUUUACAACAAUCUGAAAGAGACACUAUCAUGAAGGAAUUCAGAUCUGGUUCAUCAAGAAUUUUGAUCUCUACUGAUUUAUUAGCUAGAGGUAUUGAUGUUCAACAAGUUUCCUUAGUCAUUAACUAUGAUUUACCAACCAACAAAGAAAACUAUAUCCACAGAAUCGGUAGAGGUGGUCGUUUCGGUAGAAAGGGUGUAGCCAUUAACUUUGUUACCGAUAGAGAUGUUGGUAUGAUGAGAGAAAUUGAAAAGUUCUACUCUACUCAAAUUGAAGAAAUGCCAGCUGAUAUUGGUGCUUUAUUCAGUUAAGUUAAGUCAAGUUAACUUUUUAAUAUCAUCUUGUUUAAUGUAUUUUAGUUCCAUAAACGCUCAUUUAUGGGCUCAAAUCUUCUCUUAUAUAUCAUUCAAACUUCAUCCCAAUUAGGAAUGUCUAAUAUAGUUUUUAUCAUUUAAGC
This is a messenger RNA of Scheffersomyces amazonensis, 1435 nucleotides long. It is a transcript of the gene TIF, whose product is annotated as translation initiation factor eIF4A. NCBI's taxonomy places the organism in Eukaryota, Fungi, Ascomycota, Pichiomycetes, Serinales, Debaryomycetaceae. Gene Ontology annotation, molecular function: RNA binding; ATP binding; RNA helicase activity. Bases 96 to 1289 code for a protein of 397 amino acids. The transcript has a single exon. The record is from RefSeq and is a predicted model, not a curated record.